Messenger RNA from Telopea speciosissima, 1425 nucleotides. RefSeq names its product zinc-finger homeodomain protein 5-like. Lineage: Eukaryota; Viridiplantae; Streptophyta; Magnoliopsida; Proteales; Proteaceae. The record is from RefSeq and is a predicted model, not a curated record. Gene Ontology annotation, cellular component: nucleus. Gene Ontology annotation, biological process: regulation of developmental process; regulation of DNA-templated transcription. The transcript has a single exon. The coding region runs from base 332 to 1414 and encodes 360 amino acids. Gene Ontology annotation, molecular function: DNA-binding transcription factor activity; transcription cis-regulatory region binding.
CUAUAUUUCCACACCAACCUCUCAAUUAGAUGCUUAUCUCUUAGGAAAGGGUUUUAAAUUAGUGAAAUUGGUGGGUGGGUUUUAGCAACAAUAAGGUCAUAAUCAAGGAGAAAAAACAUAUUCUUUUGAAGAGAAUUUUUUUUUAAAAACUUUUAGUUUGUUUGAUUUCUAUGUUCAAUUACUUCUUGUCUUUGAUUUGAUUAGAUGAGUUGAGGUGGUGAAUAGAGAAAAGAUCCAUGGAUUAAGAAGGUUGCAUGAAAGAUGAUGAUGAUUUAGAAGGGAGAUCAAGGAAAAAAAAAAAGGGAAAAAAGAAGGUUCACUGUAGAAAUUAAUGGAAUUAAGAGGUCAACAAGACAAGCAAGUAGGGAUGCCAAGCUCCUUCGGUUAUAAUCCUCUUCUUCGAGAAUCAUCUGCGAAAGUGUCUUCUUCCUCAAUAGGAACAGCAGCAGCAGGAGGAGGUGGAGGUGAUGAAAGAAGAAGAGAUGGGACUGGGAAUGGAAUUGCAGUUCUCAACCCAUCGUCUCAAACCCUAGAUCACCAUCACGAGCUACAUCCGCAUCAUCAUCAACUACAAUUAGACCCAGAUCCAAUUCCUGUGGCAAUCGUUGUUGGUGGUUCAACUAGUUUAGCAGCAGUUGCAGGUGGAUCGAACUCAGCAAGAACACCACCAACCCCUAAGAGCUCCGUAAUCGUCCGUUAUCGGGAAUGCCUCAAGAACCACGCAGCGACCGUUGGUGGCCAUGUUGUCGAUGGUUGCGGCGAAUUUAUGCCGAGCGGCGAGGAAGGGACUUCGGAGGUCUUAAAAUGUGCAGCGUGCGCCUGCCACCGUAACUUCCACCGGAAAGAAGUAGAAGGAGAGCCCAGAUCGAGCACCGCCGCGGCCACCAAUAGUUAUUACUGCUACGACUCAGGUCACAAGAACAGCUAUAACACCAGAAUCUCUUCACCUCCUAUCCCUCCUACUCAUACUCAUCCACCUCAUCAUCAUCAUCAUCAUCAUCAUCAUCCUCAACUGGUUCCCCCGAACCAGAAAUUCCAUCUGGGACUGCCCACCAGUCCAUCUAUGGGUUCCAUCCCGCCGCCCAUGAUGAUGGGUUACGGUGGUGGUUGUGGCGGAGCAGGGGCGACGGAGUCAUCAAGCGAGGAUCUCAAUGUUUACAAGUCCAAUGGUGGGGGGAUUUCUUCUUCGCAGCCAACACCAUCGUUCGCCCUUUCGAAGAAGCGGUACCGGACGAAGUUCACGCAGCAUCAGAAAGAUAGGAUGCUUGAGUUCGCUGAGAAGUUGGGAUGGAAGAUUCAGAAGCAGGAUGAGUUGGAGGUUCAGCAGUUUUGUGAAGAGGUUGGUGUGAAGAGACAAGUUCUUAAGGUUUGGAUGCACAAUAACAAGAAUUCCAUGAAGAAGAAGCAAUCAUAAAGAGGAAAUGC